This is a messenger RNA of Staurois parvus, 306 nucleotides long. The record is from the annotation of a GenBank genome assembly. Lineage: Eukaryota; Metazoa; Chordata; Amphibia; Anura; Ranidae.
CUGACAUUCUUGAUGGAUCCCUGGAUUGCACUGUACAGUGAAAUUCCAGGCCUCUGUAUCUCUGUAGCUGCAUUUCUACAUUACUUUCUCCUCGUUUCCAUCACUUGGAUGGGUCUUGAAGCUUUCCACAUGUAUCUGUCUCUAGUAAAAGUCUUCAACACCUAUAUACGGAAAUACAUAUUGAAGUUUUGCAUCAUUGGUUGGGGAGCUCCUGCCGUAGUGGUGGCAAUUAUCCUUGCCGUUAACAAAGAUUUGUAUGAGCUUCACAAAAGUGCUCCAUAUCCUAAUGGGGCAUCAGAUUAUUUG